ACUUUGACAGAAAAUUUUUUAUCUCUUCUUCGUGUUUCUCAUCGCCAUUUUUUUUUUUCAACCAGAUUUCACUACCCGCCUCGACCUACCGGUUUGGAAAGUUCGAGUUGCUUACGCUGAGAUCCAGCAUGUAAUGGCUCUGUUCUAGAAUCUUUCAUUCAGGUGGUCAAUUCUGGUAGGAGAAAUCGGUACGAUAUACCAUGGCGACGGACAAGAGCUCCCGCGUGCCGCCCGGCAUGGAGACGUUCAUCGUCGGUAUCAUUGGUAUGGGCGAUAUGGGGAAGAUGUACGCGCGGAGGCUUAGCGAUGCUGGUUGGAGAGUAAUGGCUUGCGACAAGGAAGAUCAGUAUGAGAGUCUGCGUGAAGAGUUUUCAAGUCGGACCAAUAUACAAAUACUCCGAAAUGGCCAUCUUGUAUCUCGCGCGAGUGACUAUAUCAUCUACAGCGUAGAAGCUGCGGCGAUUGGCCGUGUCGUCGCCGAAUAUGGCCCUUCAACGAAGCUUGGUGCCAUCGUAGGUGGGCAAACAUCAUGUAAAGACCCUGAGAUUAAGGCUUUCGAGGAUCACCUCCCGGCGGAUGUGGACAUAGUUUCUUGUCAUUCACUCCACGGCCCCAAAGUCGAUACGACAAAUCAGCCAUUAGUCCUUAUUAGACACCGGGCUUCUGAAGAGUCCUUUAACAAAGUCGAGACCGUCCUCCGAUGCUUAAACUCGACGCACGUGUACCUCUCAGCUCACGAACAUGACCGCAUCACAGCAGACACGCAGGCCGUUACGCACGCGGCGUUCCUGAGCAUGGGCAAGGCGUGGCACUCGAUGCGGCAGUUCCCCUGGGAGACCGCGCGGUACGUCGGCGGGAUCGAGAACGUCAAGAUCAACCUCACGCUGCGCAUCUACAGCCAGAAGUGGCACGUGUACGCGGGCCUCGCGAUCCUGAACCCGGAGGCGCGCAAGCAGAUCAACCAGUACGCCAAGAGCGUCACGGAGCUGUACAAGCUCAUGCUCGGCGGACACCUGGCCGAGCUGCGCGCACGCGUGCUCGCCGCCAAGGAAAAGGUCUUCGGCAAGGAGCACGAGCCCAAGUGGGCGGACAAGCCGCUGCUCAAGGACGAGGUGCUGGACCAGUUCGUGCUGGGAGGGGCUCGGUCGGAGCAGGAGCGCCAGCAGCCGCUGCCCAACAACCACCUUAGCCUGCUGGCGAUGGUGGACUGCUGGAGCGCGCUGGGCAUCGUGCCGUACGACCACAUGAUCUGCAGCACGCCGCUGUUCCGGCUCUGGCUCGGCGUCACGGAGCACCUGUUCCGGGACGCGGGGCGGCUGGACGAGGCGCUGCGGAUCGCGGUCGAGGACAACACGUUCCGCAGCGACGACCUCGAGUUCACGUUCGCCGCGCGCGGGUGGGCCGAGUGCGUCGGCCUCGGCCACUUCGAGACCUGGAAGGAGCGCUUCGUCGUCACCCAGAAGUUCUUCGAACCGAGGUUCCCCGGCGCUAUUGAGGUCGGGAACGCGAUGGUGAAGGCGGUGCUGGAGAGUACGAAGGACUAAGGGGGAAAUGGGGAAGCGGGGGAGGGUUUAAGUUGUUUAUCCUCGGGUGGUGUGGAUUUUCGAGUUGGUUAAGGGGGGUUUUGCGUAUGCAUUCAUAUGGAGAUAUUGAUCAUUAUGGUUGUGCCGUUGUAUAGUACCAUCGGGACGGGUAGUUCAACUGUCAAUAUUGCGGCUACUUAAGUACCUAUAUAGGAGGUACCUAACCUAAUAUAUAUGAACAAUGCGAGGUUAAGUUUCUAUAG
Molecule: messenger RNA, 1786 nt
Organism: Daldinia caldariorum
Lineage: Eukaryota; Fungi; Ascomycota; Sordariomycetes; Xylariales; Hypoxylaceae
Product: prephenate dehydrogenase
Exons: 5
Coding region: 201-1544 (447 amino acids)
Biological process (GO): L-tyrosine biosynthetic process
Molecular function (GO): NAD+ binding; prephenate dehydrogenase (NAD+) activity; prephenate dehydrogenase (NADP+) activity
Source: RefSeq, a predicted model, not a curated record